AUGAAUGCUGAUUUCCAGAGCACUCAGUGUAGCAAUGUAGAACGACGCCUAGCUUUGCACUCGAAGGAACACGGAAAUCUGUGCCAAGCAUACGAGACUAUCAUCCAGCACUGUGGUGAAGACUGCAAACGACAGGGCUUGACUAAAACUCCUGAGAGAGCUGCGCAAGCUAUGCUUUUUUUCACGAAAGGCUACGAAGAUAAUUUGCACGAUUUAAUUAACGGAGCAGUAUUCGACGAAAAUCAUGAUGAUAUGGUGAUUGUGAGAGAUAUUCAAAUUUUCUCCUUAUGUGAACAUCAUCUUGUGCCAUUUGUUGGAAAAGUGCAUAUUGGUUACUUACCGAAAAAGAAAGUUUUGGGUCUUAGUAAAAUUGUUCGGAUAGUUGAGAUGUUCAGUCGACGUUUACAGGGUCAUAAUUUGAUCAAAAUUUUGUUUAAUUUGAAGGAGUUGAUUCAUUUCUACAUAAUUACCACUGAUAAGUGA
Messenger RNA from Thelazia callipaeda (thelaziosis nematode), 483 nucleotides. Lineage: Eukaryota; Metazoa; Nematoda; Chromadorea; Rhabditida; Thelaziidae. The record is from the annotation of a GenBank genome assembly.